Molecule: messenger RNA, 2350 nt
Organism: Ciona intestinalis (vase tunicate)
Lineage: Eukaryota; Metazoa; Chordata; Ascidiacea; Phlebobranchia; Cionidae
Biological process (GO): signal transduction
Cellular component (GO): plasma membrane
Molecular function (GO): protein binding
Source: RefSeq, a predicted model, not a curated record
AGGGGAAUGAGUAACUGGAAAAUUAUGAGUGGCCUGUCUCUAACAUAAGAGCAACAGUAAACAAAGUCUGGUUUGUCAACGCAAUAUUCGCUCACAAGCCACACUAUAAUAGUUACAGUUUGACAGGCAGCUGACGUUUUAUGAGUGCUCUAUUGUUCCAAGCUGUUGGUUUUAAAGUUUUUGGAGAAAUAAAAUAUAGUUUUGUGAAAGGACUUUGGAAACUUUAGAUACAGUAUGGUUGAGGUGUGAUACAGAUAUUUAAAAAUUCUUGCUUACAGCAACAUACAGUCAUUUUUAUUAGUUUGAGUUUAGUUUUUGCAUUUUUAUUAUGUAAGUAAAGCAAGCUGACAUGGCAAAAAAAAAUUUCAAUCGAUGUAUAAAAUGUUCUCUGGCCGUCCUGGUUUUAGUUCUAUGGGUUCUCAGCGGUUCAGUUCUUGUGCUGUCAACUUACGUAAGAGAAGAUUUGAGUCAACUCGUCCUUGUAACAGAGGACACGACCAUCGGUGACUUUUAUUUGAGCAUUUUCUUUCCAGUCAUUUUCCCCGUCCUAGUAACUAUCUCAUGCUUUGCGUUUGUGAUUGGCUGCGUUGGAUGUUCGGGUGCUUUCACGGAAAGCCAGCUUUUGUUAGGAUGGUUUUUCUUCUCAAUGCUUGUUGCCUUCUGUGUGGAGUUAAGUGCUGGCAUCUGGCGUAUGGUAAACUUUAAAUUGAGUUAUAACGAAAGCGACAUUGACCAACUGAAGUUGAAUAUACAGCGUUAUUCACGACUUGAAGCAAACAACUGGUUCAUGAAAGCUUGGGCUAAAGUUCACAAAGAGUAUGAAUGUUGCGGCGUUGAAUCCUUUCAAGAUUGGAUGAACAGUGAGCCCUUGAUGCUUGGUUCGUGUUGCCCUGGAUCUCUGUCAGGUGAUAGAUCAUCAUCAGGUGGUAGAGACGCUUGUUUAGACUUCAUCUCCGAGUUAGAUGGGUGUGGAACGAAGUUGCUCGCCGACCUUAGUUCACCUAAAAGUUUGGCAUCUGUGCCCUACAUAACAGCGGUGCUGGGCAUAACGCAGGUUGUGGCGCUGAUUUUAGCGUUAAAGUUGUGGUUAAGUUACUGCUUUGAAGCGAAGGAGGAUCCAACGAGCUCUGUAAGCGAGGAAAGCCGAACAUAUGAGAUGGGAUAUGUCUGGGAUACGGAGAAGCAGACUUUGGUCCACUUUAAUUCGGCAAACAAGCAAAUAAUUGAGAGUGCUUCACCGUGUCUAAAUUCUAAGAAACCAAAAAUUACAAAAGACAUUUCAUCAGCUUCUUCCAAACAAACGCAGAACAAUGUUGGUGUUCACACAAUGGAAACAAACACACAUCAUUGCUGUGAGGCAUGUAUGUUAAUAAGAGACAGAGAAAACUACCCCGUAGGGGUUCGAUACUACUCUGUGCCUCAGAAGACAGAGGUUUACACAGAACAUUACCCUAUGCCAAUAACCCAACACUGGCGCGACCAGCGGUGUGACAAUGCCUUGGAAACUAGUGAAGAACAAAGCAGUUGUAAUGAAGAAGAAACUGUUAUGUACAAUCAAGUACGAACGGACGACAUUGUUAGUACACACUCUCAUGACAAACUUUCCAAAAAUACUUCUAGAGAAAGACUGACAGUUCAUGCUCAUGUAACCACGAGUGUAGAGACGUCAAAUAGCCAAUUCAUCGGAAGGUAUCAACUAAAUGAGAGACAGAAUAUAGAAAUUAAAGUAGCAGAGACAAACGCUAGAUUCCCAAAACAGCAAACCGAUUCUUGUCCCCCAGAUUCCCACAAAGCGGAAAUAGUUUGCAACACUCAGAACCUAACAACCAACAGAAACAGCGAUUUACCAGUUCCAUUUAAUUCGCCGAGGACAUCCGGACAUACUGAAGAAGUAGAAAGAGAUUCAACUUAUGUAACGUGACUAUGAUGUAAGAGAGUAACAUUGUCAAUCUUUACCCAUCGUGUAACUUUAAAAAUCAAAUGGAUUUGAUUUAUCUGCUUGUUUCUUAUGUUUUUUUUGUAAAAUAACAUUCACCCUGAGUAAAUUGCCUUGUAGUUUAGAAUAUUGCUUCCAAGUACAGUAAACUUAAUUCAAACUCUUCUUUAUAAACCGAACUUGGUCUUGACUUUCUAUGAUUGCUCAGUGAUUUGCAAUUUGUUGAUUCUUUUAUAUUUUUUACUGCCAUUUAUUACAAUACAAAUAUGAUUGCAAUGAUUUGAUAUAUUUAAUAAUCCGACACGUUACACGCAACAGACACUGCAUCAGACGUAACAUAAAAUUCAAUAAAAACUGCAAUUUUACUAACAGUAUAGUGCAAACACCGUAAAAUAUAAAACUAGUACAACGUAA